Molecule: messenger RNA, 4833 nt
Organism: Trachemys scripta elegans
Lineage: Eukaryota; Metazoa; Chordata; Testudines; Emydidae
Gene: GPC4
Product: glypican 4
Exons: 9
Coding region: 45-1733 (562 amino acids)
Biological process (GO): regulation of protein localization to membrane; regulation of signal transduction; cell migration
Cellular component (GO): extracellular region; plasma membrane; cell surface
Source: RefSeq, a predicted model, not a curated record
CCGCCGUCCGCCUGCCCCGCUCGCCUGCCGGCCCCCGCGCCACCAUGCCCCGGCGGAGCGCCUGCCCGCCCCCGCUCCUGUGCACUUUAGCCGCCUGCAGCCUCCCGCUGCUGCUGCUGGCCGCCGAGCUCAAGUCCAAAAACUGCUCCGAAGUCCGGCGGCUCUACGUCGCCAAGGGCUUCAGCCAGGGCGAUGCGCCCAGCCACGAGAUCCACGGUGACCAUUUGAAAGUAUGUCCACAAGGUUACACGUGUUGUUCUCAAGAAAUGGAAGAGAAGUACAGUCAGCAGAGUAAACACGACUUCAGAAAUGCUGUAGUGGAAUUUAGCAAUCACCUACAGACAACGUUUAGUUCCCGUUACAAAAAGUUUGAUGAAUUCUUCAAAGAACUGCUUGAAAAUGCCGAGAAAUCCUUGAAUGACAUGUUUUUGCGGACGUAUGGUCGUUUAUACAUGCAGAACUCUGAACUUUUUAAGGAUCUCUUCAUAGAGCUGAAGCGCUACUAUGUAGGGGGAAAUGUAAACCUGGAAGAGAUGCUCAAUGAGUUCUGGGCGCGUCUCCUGGAACGUAUGUUUCGAUUAGUGAACCCACAGUACCAUUUCACCGACGAAUACCUCGAAUGCGUGAGCAAGUACACAGAGCAGUUGAAGCCAUUUGGAGACGUACCGCGGAAACUAAAACUACAAGUGACACGAGCAUUUGUGGCUGCCCGCACUUUUGCACAAGGCCUGGCAGUGGCAAGAGAUGUCGUUACCAAAGUGUCUGUGGUAAACCCAACACCUCAGGGUGAGCGAGCGCUGCUGAAGAUGAUGUACUGUCCAUAUUGUCGAGGCCUAGUUACUGUGAGGCCGUGUUACAACUAUUGCUUUAAUGUCAUGAGAGGCUGUUUAGCCAAUCAAGGGGAUCUGGACACAGAGUGGAAUAACUUUAUAGAUUCUAUGUUGAUGGUGGCUGAGAGGCUAGAGGGUCCUUUUAAUAUUGAGUCAGUCAUGGACCCAAUCGAUGUGAAAAUUUCGGAUGCAAUCAUGAACAUGCAGGAGAACAGCGUGCAAGUGUCUCAAAAGGUUUUCCAAGGAUGCGGACAGCCUAAAACGCUGACGCAGGGCCGGGCCUCUCGCUCAGUCUCUGAAAGUGGCUUCAGUGCUCGCUUUAGACCCUACAACCCGGAGGAGCGGCCAACUACAGCUGCUGGCACAAGUUUGGAUAGACUGGUUACUGAUGUGAAGGAAAAACUGAAGCAAGCCAAAAAGUUUUGGUCCUCUCUCCCUGGCAACAUCUGUAAUGAUGAGAAGAUGGCUGCUGGGCGUGUCGUUGAGGAUGAGUGUUGGAAUGGAAGUGCCAAGAGCAGGUACGUCUUUGCAGUGACCGGAAAUGGUUUAGCCAAUCAGGUGAAUAAUCCUGAGGUAGAAGUUGACAUUACAAAACCAGAUAUGGUGAUUCGUCAGCAAAUCAUGGCCCUUCGGGUGAUGACCAAUAAAAUGAAGAAUGCUUACAAUGGAAAUGAUGUUGACUUCCUUGAUAUAAGUGAUGAAAGCAGCGGGGAAGGAAGUGGAAGUGGCUGUGAAUUUCAGCAAUGUCCUUCCGAGUUUGAGUUCAAUGGAACCAACGUUACUGGGAAAACUAACAAGAUUGAUAAAAACACAAACACUUCUGCAGCUGCCAGUAUUGGUCUAUCCCAAGCAACUUUGUUCUUUAGCAUCUUAUUCUUGGCCAUGCAAAGACAAUGGAGAUAAUUGUGCAACUUAGGGGGGAAAAGACUUUAUUAUCAGAAUUAAAAGGCACCUGUUUUCACUUUUAUACCAUCUAGUGACUUUGCUUUUUAAGUUAAUGGACAACAGUGUACAGUUUUUACUAUGUGGCCACUGGGUUUAAAGUAUUGAUUUUUUUUUUUUUCACUUGCUGUUCUGGAAAGAACGCUGACGUGGACUGUUAGUCUGUCCUGUUCACCGAGAAUCCAUGUUAACGGUGGCUAACGAAGUGUAUAUACAGACCUAUAGUUAGCUAUGCAUUUGUGUUAUCAUCACUUGCCUUUUUAAAAAUUUUUACCACAUUUCUUACAAGAAAAACAGGGUCCUAUCUCGGCAUGUAACAAGUAUGUGUUUCUGAAAUAUGAAAUAUCUGUACAGAAGCAAGUUUUAUUUAUCAUGUUAUGUUAUGGGGGGAAAUUAAUAACCCAACAAGCAAAAGAUACGUUUCAUGUAAUUAACUUCUCAUUUAUUCAUGUUCUGUUAGUUGCCUUAUCUGGAGAGAAGUGGAGGUAAUUUGUCUUUAUUCAAUAGGACAGAAUGUGAAGGCAUAAUUGGUCUAUAAACCAUAUGCCCUGUUUGCAUAAAGCAUUAAUACCAGGAGCAGGUUAUACUUCCUUUACGGGAUGUUUGGUUAAAUUGGAAGGGACUACAGAGAAUUCCAGUUUCACAUAAGCUAAGAAGAGCUAUCAGUUGUUCCCCAAGGCCCUAGCGAUUAACUAUAAACCCCGUACACCAAUUCUACACCUACACAUGUCCGCAGAGACUCUUCAGUAGGUAGUGUUCAGUCGGAUGCAACUCAUGUUGUUGAUGCCAGUGCCAACAUGUGUUCUGUCUGCAAAUUUGUUUAGUUGAAUGUUGACAGUGUUUAGGGAUCUUUUUUAUAUAAGGUGCUUUUAUAUGAGAGUUCAUUUCCUUCUGAUCAGAAGGUCAAGAGUUAAGACUGGCCAAGUAGUGUGGCAGUAGCACAUUGCAUCCGACAGACCUGAGUUUAGGAAUGGAAUUGGAUGGGUGGGCCUGACAGAUUCCACCUGAUAAGAGAGUCCCAUACAGUCACUUCAGAGGAUUGGCAGAGACACAAUUCUGCUGGCCAAGGCACCAAGUGACCAUAGUGUUGGCUGUGCAGGAAGUCCCGCCUUUCCACGUUCCCAGCUGGAACGGUUUUGUGGUAAGUGACAACUCAUAAAUAAAAGAAAUAUAUAUUUUUAAAAGGAACGAAAUCACUUUAAAAGUUACUAAAAGUCUGCAGAAAGACUAAAAAUUACUCUGCAAAUCUCUUCCUGCUUUUGGACAGCCAUUAGAAUCUGGCUGGAUGCUUCUAGCCAUGAGAACAAUCUACAGAGAGAGGGUUUUGUUAUACUCCAGCCUUGUGUUGCAAGGAUAAUUUUCUAUUUUUAUAUUGAAACAUUAACUACUUGUUAGCUCAGGGUCAGCAUUUUAUUCAACUUUAUUUUCACACCAAAUUUCUGCAAUACUAUAAAGAUCGAAUAUUCUUGGCUGAUAUGAACAAUCCUGGAGGCUUAAUUUUACUAGAAGUAGCCAGUUAUUUAUUAAAACAUGAUGUUAGUAGAAUAUGCACAUUCUGGCUAUAUUUUUUCUUUAGAAAACAAAUCACGGAAGCAUAAAAUUGAAAAGGUUAUAAAUUUAUGUGUGGGAAAAAAUGGAUUGUAAAUAGCUAAGUUGCCUUGUGAGGAAUUGGAAAAUGUGCUGAUACUUAGAAACUACCUCAGUUCUGAGGAAUUUCCUUUCUAGCUUUGAGUGCUGUUACAUUUACUUGGUAGAAAUGAAUCUGGUCUCCAAUAUGUAGCUAAAAGAGUUAUCCCCGUAGACCUUGUUAGAUUGUUUUUAAUUUAGAGCAUUGAACGAAGGCCAGCUGUUUUCUUUCAGCUAAGUUCCCGAACAAAGAGAAUUUCUGAAUUAAAUAUUGCUGAUGGUUUCCAUGACUUUUACUGAUUUGUUUGGUUUCAUGGCAUUUUUUCUCUUGCCCUUUAAUUAUUUAAACGGUCGUAUCCAUUUGAAUUUUAAUUCUGAAAUAAACAAACCUUAGAUACACUACCAUUGUAAAUCUAUCACAGUAAGGUCUGACUGGAUAACCCUUCUGGCUUAUACCCAGCUGGCAGAUCAGAAAAUUAAACUAAGAAAAAAAAUAAAUUCUUUCAGAGAAUGAGAUGGAACAAAAGCCCUUGCAUUCAGAACAGCUGACUUUUCCAAGAUCUCAGUUUUUGGCAUUUAAGUGUUCAUAUGUAAGAAAGUUACUUGUAAAUUCGCCUGCUUUUGAACAGUUUGCCCACUAUGUACCUAACAAAGAAAAAAUGUUUCUGAAUUGAUAUUUAUCAUUUUACAACUAAUUGCUUAUUAUUCAUUAGUUUUGUAAAAGCAAACAAUGCAAAGAACUGACAUGAGUUUUAAACUUGUCUAGUGACUGAUUUUGUUAACAAACCUCCACUAUAUAAAAGGACGAAUUGUCAUCUGGAGCCACAGAAACCAGAGUAAACGUAAAUGUAGAACGAUAGAAAGUUGUGUUUCUGCUUUGAUUUUGUGUUGCGUGUGGAAUCGGUUUACAGCCCUAGGUACAAAUUCAGAAGGCCUCUUAAUGUGUAGAUAUACAAAUUGAGAGACAGCUAGCAACCAAAGACACUUGUUUUCCAUUUGCCCCAAUUAUUUUUAUGUAAACAUUAGGGCCUUUACAACAUAACUUGAGUUUUUAAAAAUAAAUGCUCACCUCCACAAUAAUCAACUUCAAAUUUUAACACUGGAACAGCUUAUCUAGAUAUGUGGUAGAGUCUCAAUCACUUGAAGUGUUUGAAUCAAGAUUAUAUAGUUUUCUAAAAGUCUGCUUUAGCUCAAACAUUAUGGGCUUGAUGCCGAAGUUGGCGGGUGAGGUUCUAUGACGUGUUAUGAAGGAGGUUAGACUAGAUGAUCAUAAUAGUCUUUUCUGGCCUUAAGAUGUUUAAGAAAUGGAAAAGUGAUACUGCGUGAUGGCAUCCUUUUGAAUGAAACAUCCAUUCAGAAUCCUCUUUGUUUCUCCCGGCUUUUUAAGGCAGCUUCCAUCUUUACAUUUAUUAAAGUAAUAUGGAAAAAGACAAAA